This is a messenger RNA of Oreochromis aureus, 7620 nucleotides long. Its product is annotated as VPS10 domain-containing receptor SorCS1. Lineage: Eukaryota; Metazoa; Chordata; Actinopteri; Cichliformes; Cichlidae. Gene Ontology annotation, molecular function: protein binding. The transcript is spliced from 27 exons. The record is from RefSeq and is a predicted model, not a curated record. Bases 129 to 3857 code for a protein of 1242 amino acids. Gene Ontology annotation, cellular component: Golgi apparatus; membrane. Gene Ontology annotation, biological process: post-Golgi vesicle-mediated transport.
GGCAACGCCACAACUUGCAGCAGUUCCUCUUCCAGAGCCGAGCGCUAGUUUACACCCCGAAAAUCCAGAGAGGACAGUCGUGGGGGAAAGGACUUCCAGCACCCACGGCAUCCUGCGCACCGUCCGCGAUGAACGGGGAGGUCAUAUUUUGCCCAAAGUGGCACCGCGCGUUUUGGUUUCUGCUUUUCGCGGUGCCCUGCUUCCUUCACGCCGGCGAGGCUGAGAUAACUUGCCGCUCAUGCCAGCCUGGAAGUAAGUGGCGCGGAAAGGAAUUACUGCUGAAAUUUCACACGAGUGAGUCCGCAACAGGGUUCAGGGGACAAGUUUUUGGGAACGGCGAGCGGAGAUUCGGGGCUGCGAGUGCGGAAACUCCGCGGCUCAGUUGCGCAGUUGGGUCCGCUGAAUGCGCUCGAGCUCGGGUGGAAUACCCGGAGACGAGCCUCAAACGGAAUACACGAGAUCUGCGCGCAAAAGGCGAACUCGGCCAGAGCGAGUUUACGCAGAUGAAAGUUUCCAACGUGUCGACGAGUGGCCAGAAGAAGAACGGCCGUGUCGAAGGUGUGAGGAGGCGCGCCAGGAGGAACAGCCACGGGGACAAACUCGGAUCCCCCCGUUCGGCCCAGAAUCAGGACCGGGGAGAGGCCACGGGCACGGUGGCUGGGCGCAGAGUGACGCGCUCUGAAUUGCGCUGGAGCGGAGAGGAGCGGAGAGCCGCCGGUCCGAGGCAGGAGGAGCUAAAACUUAACAGUUCGACGUUCGCUUUGACCGGAGAUUCGUCUCACAACCAGGCUAUGGUGCACUGGUCCGGGCAGAACAGCAGCGUGAUUCUGAUGCUGACCAAACUAUUUGACUUUAACCUCAACAGCGUGACUGAGAGUUCAUUAUGGAGGUCAACAGACUACGGAGCAACGUACCAGAAGCUGAAUGACAAAGUAGGAGCAAAGACAAUACUCAGUUAUUUGUACGUGAGCCCCAACAACAAGAGAAAGAUCAUGCUGCUAACCGAUCCAGAGGUAGAGAGCAGCCUUCUGAUCAGCUCUGAUGAAGGAGCCACCUACCAGAAGUACCGGCUGAAUUUCUACAUCCUCAGCCUUCUGUUCCACCCUGAGCAGGAGGACUGGAUUCUCGCCUACAGCCAUGACCAAAAGCUCUACAGCUCGGUGGAGUUUGGACGGAGGUGGCAGCUGGUGCACGAGCGAGUGGCUCCCAAUCGUUUCUACUGGUCGAAAAUGGGUUUGGACAAAGAGCCGGGCUUAAUUCACCUGGAAACCAGCAUCACUGAAGGACAGGCGCUGUAUGUCACCUGCAAGCUGCAGAACUGCACCGACGCCAAUAAGGGCAAACCAUUCCCCGGCUACAUUGACCCCAAUUCUCUGGUGGUGCAAGAUGAGUAUGUGUUUGUCCAGGUGUCAACUGGGGGGAGGCCAAUCUACUACGUGUCAGCUAAAAGAGAUGUCUUCACCCCUAUGAAGCUGCCCAAGUAUACGCUGCCCAAGGAUCUGCAUGUGAUCAGUACGGAUGAAAACCGUGUCGUCGCGGCUGUGCGGGAGUGGAACCAGAAUGAAACCUACAACCUGUAUGUGUCAGACACUUCGGGGGUCUACUACACUCUGGCUCUGGAGAAUGUGGUCAGCAGCAUGGGCCCCGAGGGAAACGUCAUGGUCGACCUCUAUGAGGUAGCGGGAAUAAAAGGAAUGUUCCUCGCCAACAAAAGGACGGACAACCAAGUGAAGACGUACAUCACCUACAACAGAGGCAGAGACUGGCGGUUACUGCAGGCGCCGAGCAAAGACCUGAGAGGCAACAGCAUUCACUGUGUGCUGCCAUACUGUUCAUUACAUCUCCAUCUUCACGUGUCUGCAAAUCCCUACACAUCUGGAAACAUCGCCAGCAGGGACUCGGCGCCGGGGAUCAUUGUCGCAUCAGGCUCCAUUGGGGCAGAACUGACCACCAGCAAUGUCAGUGUGUUCAUCACCUCGGACGCAGGAAACACAUGGAGACAGAUUUUUGAUGAGGAGUACGCAGUGCUGUAUCUUGACCAAGGAGGGGCCUUGGUGGCAAUAAGACACACUCCGCUUCCCAUCCGACACCUGUGGUUGAGCUUCGACGAAGGACGGCAGUGGAACAAAUACAGCUUCACCAACACGCCCCUGUUUGUGGACGGGGUGCUCGGAGAGCCCGGGGAGGAGACUCUCAUCAUGACGAUAUUUGGACAUGUCAGUCAUCGAUCGGAGUGGCAAUUGGUGAAAAUAGACUUCAGGUCCAUUUUCAACAGGAGGUGUAUAGAGGCAGAUUAUCAGACAUGGCACCUGCACAACCAGGGUGAGCCGUGUCUGAUGGGAGUCAAAAGAAUCUACCGAAAGCUGAAGCCCACGUCCAGGUGCGUUAUGGGAAAGACAUACUCAGUGACCAUGACAUCGGCACCAUGCGACUGCACAGAGGCUGACUUUGAAUGUGAUUACGGCUUUGAGAGACGGACGGACGGCAAGUGCACCCCCGCCUUUUGGUUCCAUCCAUCAUCGAUGUCCAGGAGUUGCACCACGGGGAUGACUUUCCUUAACAGCACCGGCUACAGAAAAGUGGUCUCCAAUAACUGUACAGCUGGUGUGAGCGCAGAGUACACAGCCAGGAGGCAGCAGUGUCCUAUCCAAGCACCCAAAGGUCUCCACCUGGUUACCAGUGAGGGUUCGCUGACAGCCGUGUUAGGCACCAAUGUCACCUUUCUUGUUUUUCUGGAGGAGGGUGACGGGGCGAGGACGAGCAUCACUCUGGACUUUGGAGAUGGCCACGCUCUUACAUAUUCCAAUGUGAGCUCCAUCGAGGAUGGGAUCAAACACAUCUACAAAGCUGUGGGAAUCUACCGAGUGACUGCUACCGGGGAGAACAGCUUGGGCUCAGAGACCGCCAUGCUCUACCUGCAUGUCACAUGUCAGCUGGAGUAUAUCCAUCUCUCAGCUCCCUUUGUGGCUGUGAGGAAUAAGGAAGUGAACCUGACUGCUGUUCUGUGGCCCAGCCAAGUGGGAACGGUCACCUACAUCUGGUGGAUCGGAAAUAACACAGAGCCAGUAAUCACCCUAGAGGGAAGUGUGGCGUACACAUUCUCCCGGGAAGGCAUCAAUACAGUCACUGUGCAGGUGUCUGCAGGGAAUACUAUUCUGCAGGACAGAAAAACCAUUGCUGUCCACGAAUAUUUCCGAUCUCAUCUGCUCGCCUUUUCAUCAAACCUGGAUGAGCACAACCCCGAUAUUGCAGAAUGGAGGCUGGAUGUGAGCCGAGUCAUUAAGAACUCUCUGAUCCAGGCUACAGGCGUGAGAGAGGAUCAGCUCCUGGUCACUGUCCUCCCAGGUUUACCCACAGCAGCAGAGUUUUUCCUCCUGCCUGACAAACAGAUAACUGAGGGGAAACCAGAGAAGAGCUCAGCUCAUUUAGAUCAGCUUUCCGAGCUUUUGCUCAGCGCACUCAAUCAAAAUCUCGUCCAGUUCACGUUGCGGCCCGGGGUCCAAGUCACCGUGUAUGCAGCGCACUUAUCAGCAGCGCCCCUAGUGGACACCAGCGAGAACCACAGUGGCUCUGCCAUGCUAAUGCUGCUAUCAGUAGUGGUUGUGGGUUUAGCUGUAUUUGUCAUCUACAAAUUCAAGAGGAAGAUCCCAGGCCUCAACGUCUAUGCGCAGAUGCAGAACGAAAAAGAACAAGAAAUGAGUCCAGCGAAUCCAACGGUGGCCACGCCCAGCUCUCAGCGGGACUUGGUGCAUUCUUUGGAGAUUCUGGACACAGAGUUUAACUCGCGGCCCAUCGGAUGUAUGAAACCUCAUGUACAUGUGAAAUUUUCCACAGAACUCCCCACGUACAUCGUCUAAACUCUGGACUGGAUUACUGUUCCAGCUCUGUCAUGGAUAUUUUUUACCAUUUGGGACACAAUGGUUUUGAGCUUUAUACCUGUGCAUGUUGGACCCCGCUGACACAUACUGUGCUCUGUUCAAACCAGAAGAAACUGUGUACAGGUUUUCAAUUUAUUUUAACACGUCUCCGAUAAAUUAAACAUUUAGAAAAAAGUCCCGUUUAUUUAUACGAGUCGCAUCCAUAAUGGAGAAGGAUUGGCAGCGUGAACCGGAGAGGAGGGAAUGUGUAACAAGCAGCAGUGUUUUGGAUUUGGUUACAUAUCUGAGAUUGGUUUGCUGUUCUAUGAAGUUAACAGCAGUAGUGUAUUAUUUAUUCAUGAAUAUACAUGAAGUAUGUUAUUGAAGUGAAUUACACAUUUAUUUUGUAAAUCAUGAAUGUCUAUGUUAGAAAUAAUUUGUGUAUUUUAAUAACAAAUGUCAUACUAAAAAGAGAUGCUGUUAUAAAAUAUGAAUAGGGCACCUCAAAGCUUUUGGUCCAUUGUCUCUCAGAAAGCUGAUUUAUGGCACAAUACACAUUUUCUACAAAAGUAUUAAUUUUUUUCCCAAUUUUAAUUUAUUAACAACCGAACAACAACAGGGUGUGAAUCUCUGGAAUAAUUUAAACCUUGCUGUUAAUCUAAUGCUUCUGGUACUAUUUAUGAUACACGCCAGUUUGUAAAAUGUUUUGUGCUUCAGAACAUCACUUGAUGGCUGAGGCACCAUCCAUCUGCGGGUGACCUCCAAAUAUCACCGGACCUUUUAGACCUUUACAAGAUACAACAGAUGAUGACCUGGCAAUGAUCCCACAAAGAAAGGUCAUUCCUGGCCACAGUCUAGGAGCUACUACAAGAUGCAGAGAACAACUUAUCGCGGGUCAGAUUUAAGGUGGCACUUGGAAUGGGAUACAGCUACUUUGUGGGAGAAUCCAAAGAGCAUGGCAGUGAGAAAGAGAGAGACAGACAGAGAGAGGUUGAGAGAGAUUGAAGACGGCUUUUAGCGGACACGACGCAUUAAGGGCGUUCUAUUGGACAGAAUAAGAAGAGGUUGACUUCUUGAAUACUUAAUGUGGCCUGUCAAGCUCAAGGCUGGCUAAGGUUGGUUACACAUUUAGGGUAAUAUCCCAACCUGCUCUCAAGUAGCACCCGUCUUCAUCCCAGCUCAUUAUUUCAUGCUGUAGGAGCAGGAGAAGUAGAGCGCAGAUGCUACCAGGCUACAUGGAUGGUUAGCCUCAGAGGACUGUCAAGCCCUCUGGUACUCUGUGUGUGUGAAAUCUGACAGAUGUAAAUGCCUGAUUGAUGCCUUUCAUAUCUUCUGAGGCAACUUUUUAAGAUGUUCUUUUCUCUUUUUUACUUCGGCGGGAUGGAGAAAUACAGCACAGAGGAAGUUGCUUCUGUUAGCGUUGCAUCAUCUUUCCUGCAAAUGUGCCAAAAUUCAGAGUUAUGGGAUGUAAACUGUGCAGCAUCGUUUCAUUUGACUGUAAAUUGAGUGACUGGGGAAACUGAUGAACAGCUAAUGAUUGGACGAUUCCAAUUUUGGUCCAAAUCUCCAUGCUGUUGACUGAGGCACUAAUAUUUUCCAAAAACAAUUAUUUGCAGAUUGCCAAUGGCUCACCAGAGGUUCUGGGUGUUCCUUGUUCGGCCUCUGGGCAAAGAUGGUCAUCGCAGCGACUUUUCAAAAGUGGAAUCAGCAGGAAAGCACUGAUUUUUCUUAGUCGCAGGGAGGGUGCCAUCCUAUUUUUACUCGAGUGUAAGUGAGCCAUUAUAUAAGUCGGGAUAAUUUGCCCUUGUAAAGGUCUAUCUGUUCAGAACUCUGGGGUUCUUCGUGUAAUGAGGUGUUAAGGUUACAUGUGCAAACAGAUAUGAAUCAAGGGUUCUGUCACCAACUUAUGCAAAUUGUAAAAGCAGCAGGUAGUUUUGCAGCACAGGUUGUUGUUGUGCUCCGAUACUGGAGCAAAAUUGGUUAGUGGUGUUCAAGUGCUGAUAGUUUUUUAGCACAGAAAACUUGAAGGUAAUUGGCUGUAAUCAUCAGCUUUAUCUGUAGCUGUUGAAUGGAAGAGUUACAGACAGUGCUGUAAUUCAAGCACACAGGGUUAUAGCCAGGUUGAUGCUAUCACAUGUCUGAAGAUGUGAAUAUUCCUCACCCUCCUUUCUUUGCAUUGCUGGGUGCCUCUGGAUUUUCGAGUGGCCGUGGGCUACAUCUGCAUGUGUUUUGAGAUCCACGUCACACUUAUUGGCACCCUGUCGCACUUGAAGUGUUUGAAUCCAUAUACUUAACAGGGAAAUGAUGCAUGCAGACAUCGGGCCAUGAAUGUGUUGGUAUGCAGCCAGUGUGUCCUGCCCUGAAACUGAAAAGUGCACAGACAAACACCAGUGAUAUUUUCAGUUGUCAUAGGUCUGUUCAAGAGGAAGUGUUUAUAUUUCAGAGCUGCAUGCAAACAUGAUUUGGGGAACAAGUCAGCUUACAUCUUCAUCUGUCUUGUGGCUCUGUGUGUUUGUACUCAGCCAUGAGCUCGGUUUAUGGAGUUGUGCACAGUGUACAUGGGUAGUUUUACAAACUGGUGAUUGGGGUUUUGUAAAUGCAGUGUUUCAAUAUAUUAAGACAUUUUGAGGGGCCUUUUUUGGUGUUUGCUUAUUCAGACAUGGCCAAGGUUUCAAAGAAAGCAGUCAGGAUAUGUAUAAGUAAUCUUUGUUAGCUAAAAGCUCAGACUGCUCAGUUUCAUACGUUUUCUAAUCUUGGCUCAGUGAGUGCAGACAUCCCCAUUAUGGUCAUUUCAGGUGCAAAUCUAUGGCUGUAAGUGCAGAAGACCCAUCUACCUGACAUUCAACUCUUCAUAAUCAGAAGUUGUCUUAAAGACAGGGCGAAUGGUGCCAAAUCAGCUUGUUUCAGAUGGAAGGUAAACCCAGGGUCCAAUAAAAAAGUAUUAUUUAACACCAACUCAUGCAGAGCUACUCUAGUAGAGUCCAAGAUUAAAGCUAUGGAGCUGAAAAUGAGCAUCAUCGCCCCCCUGAAAGAGUAUCUUACUAGUGUUUCAAUGUAAAGAAUGUAACGUAGGUGUGCCGGGAUUACUUACGAAUUACUUAGUUUGUAUUUGAGAGCAUUAAUAUCCAUCUCUCUGUCUGGCUCUGGUUUUGCAUAGCUUGAGGGAGAUACUUUACAGCAGCCUGUAACCACAGGCCUGUGCUCAGAAACAGCAGGGCUCUAAUCUGAACCUUAGCUCCAGGGAACAGGAAAUGACUCUGACCCGACAAGAUCAGCAAGGCCGUCAUAAUAACAGCACCUCCUGCCUGUGAGUUUCACAGGGAGAAAGACAGGUCGAACAGCCUGGAAGCCAUGUUAACAAGGUGGAUCUCUGGCCUCCUGGUUAGGGCGAGCUGUGAUGUGACAGGACCCAAGGGUGCGGAAAAUCAAGUUGUAGCCUAACUCUGAGCUCUCUCUCUCCUUCUCCCCAUCUCCUCCGCCCUGCAGAAUUAGCAAGAUUAUUAUUUUUGUAGAGAAAUAAUAAUAAUGAUUAAAAAAAAGAGUUUUACUACUGUACAGCUUUUGUAUAAGAACAGACGGUAAGGUGUUCCAGUGUUUUUGUUUGACCUCAACUGUGCUGUGUGUAAUUGUUUUAUGCAUUUACAAUCAUAUUUAUUAAAUGGAAAGAAGUCUGUUAACUGUGUUCUCAUUUUCUUACAAUAUUUGUAAAGAAAUACUAUGUAUUUGCAAAAGUAAUAAUCAACCUAUAAAGAAAACAAGACAA